AUGGGCCGAAAACGCACUCGCUCGAAGAAGCCUUCAAGGAUUUUUCAAUACAAAAGCCACGCUCAACCAAGUAGUCCUAAUGCAAUUGAAGAUCUUGCGACGCGUCUCCAACGCGCUACAACCUUCUUGUCCGAAUACCCUCAAGAGACUCAAAAAACUGCUGCGCGUAUAUACGACCUCACGCAAGACACGAACGCGGUACACAAGUGGUUCAAAAGCUAUCGACGCACCUUGAAGAAGAUGAAUAUUCGACCUAAAGAUAUCAUCAAUUUCGACGAGACUGGGUUCCGUAUUGGCUGUCCGCGAGGAACGGAAGUAUUAGUUCUUGGAUCUAUUCAAGAGUUCUACAGUGUUAGCCCUGAGAAUCGAAGAUCCGUAACAAUAAUCGAGAUGAUCAAUGCGACUAGCCAAAAACCUGUUCCUCCGAUGAUUCUUAUUCAAAGCAAACGACUCAUGCAGCAAUGGUUCGUUUCGAACCUUCCUACAAGCACACUCAUUAAGGAAGCUGAUAAUGGAUUCACGGACAAUAAAAUCGCAUUGCUAUACCUCGAGCAUUAUAUCAAAAACGCAGAUUGUGGACCGAAUAAACCUUAG
Molecule: messenger RNA, 594 nt
Organism: Drepanopeziza brunnea f. sp. 'multigermtubi' MB_m1
Lineage: Eukaryota; Fungi; Ascomycota; Leotiomycetes; Helotiales; Drepanopezizaceae
Source: RefSeq, a predicted model, not a curated record